CUGCCCUGCCCCUGGCCGAGGACCUGACGGUGCGCGGUGGCCGCGGUGCCCCGGGAGCUGGAGCCCCCGCACGGGGCUGGCGGGGUGAGCGCGGCUGAUGAACGAGGAGCCGCCGCCUGGGAUGGGAGAGACCGACUCGGCGCCGGCGACUGGGGACAUGGCAGCCACCGGCACCGGCACCGCGCAGCCCCCGCCCCGAGUCUUCUUCCAGCUGCCGGGCUGCAGCCAGGACCCCCCCGGCCAGAGGAGGCAGGGCAAGGUCACCGUCAAGUACGACCGCAAGGAGCUGAGGAAGCGGCUGAACCUGGAGGAGUGGAUCAUCCAACAACUCCACCACCUGUACGACUGCGAUGAAGAAGAGAUGCCCGAGUUAGAAAUAGAUAUUGAUGACCUACUGGAUGUAAGUCGUGAUGAAGACCGAGCACUCAAAUUACAGGAAUCCCUUGUAGACUGUUACAAACCUACAGAGGUAUUUGUCAAGGAGCUAUUAGAUCGGAUAAGAGGAAUGCGAAAACUGAGCGCGCCUCAAAAGAAGUAGGAGACCGACCCAAACUCCGAACCAGAUUACAUCGGAGCCCAAAGAGUCCAGGAGUAUGAAGCAGGUGGUUAAGAGUAAAGGACUUUCAGUGUUUUUAUAGUUUUUAUAGUGGAAUUAAAUUUGUAGGAAACGUUCAUAUUUUUGACUUGGUUUUUAUUCAGUUUUUAGGAAUUUAAUAAAACCAUCUUUUUUUUAAUCAAGAAGCCAAGAUUGGGACUCCCUGUUGGCUUGAAGCUGGUGCCAAGUCCCAAGGUUUUAACCUCAACCAGCUGUUCCCUGUUGCCAUUACAAUAACAACAACAACUUGCACUUUUACAGCACCCUCCAAGCAGGGUAGCUUCUCAUUACUAUGGACCUAACGUGUCCUGCAAGCGUGCUGAAAGAUGUGCCAGUUGGCAAUUGUAGAGCCGAGUGCAACUCAACAUGUUUACAAUGGCCCGUUGGAAAGGGGUUGGUUAUCCUCAAAGGGGUGGCACUGUUUUUUAUCUAAAGCCUAUGAGGUGUACAGUUGUAUUGCGUGAAUCAUUUUUUGUGUGUGUGGGUGUUGUUACAAGUUGUAUAGACUUUAGAAACGGACGUCUCGUAUUUCAAGAAAAGAAAACUGAAGCUUUUCCGAAUUUCCCAAUUUGGGAAGAUAAACUGUCCAGUGCAAUAUUGUACAGUAUUUAUAAUCUGUUGGGUUAAACUACGAAGGAGAUGCAAUGGAGUUUCUGUCAUCUGGUUUUGUUUUGCAUGCAUUUGAGUGUUCUGAUCAUCAUUUCCACGAGUUAAAUAAUCACUGCCAACCCCGGUCGUACAUUCUUAGUGAGUCUUUUUAAAUAAUUGACUUCUUUGCCUCAAAGUAGGGAAUUCUUGCCCUGGCAGUUACACAACAUCCAGUCAAAGAAUAGAAUCUGAAAUCUCACCACCAUUUUUUGCACAAAACACAAUAGGAUUUUAGAAACGAAAGCUUAGAAAAUUGUUUUGCGCCAUUAUUAGUCGCAUGAAAUGUGUAUAACUGAAGACUGGAUCUGUUGCAGUGCAUUUCUGAGUUUCAAAUCCUACGAGACAUUCAAUACAGGGUUCUGUGAGACAAAACCAGUGAUGAAUUUCACUCAGUGUUCUCUGAAUUGUUUUGGCUUCAUAUUUUUUAUGCUACCUGACUUUCUACGAGUUGAUCGGUGUGAUUGAAGUUAACUGACGAAUUUUAAUCUCAACUUUUUUCAAGAAAAACUGGGCUGUUUUGAACCAUGAUAUUUGAAAUGUGUACUGUUUGUGAUUAGUACCUUCUGUACUCUAGUUAACCAGUUGUUUUAUAUGUCAUUUUAAAAUACUAUGGAACCUGUAGGGUAAAGCUUGAAAACAAAAUAAAUGUUUUAAA
Messenger RNA from Callorhinchus milii (elephant shark), 1898 nucleotides. RefSeq names its product protein phosphatase 1, regulatory (inhibitor) subunit 14C (gene ppp1r14c). Gene Ontology annotation, cellular component: cytoplasm. The transcript has 4 exons. The record is from RefSeq and is a predicted model, not a curated record. Gene Ontology annotation, biological process: regulation of phosphorylation. Gene Ontology annotation, molecular function: protein serine/threonine phosphatase inhibitor activity. NCBI's taxonomy places the organism in Eukaryota, Metazoa, Chordata, Chondrichthyes, Chimaeriformes, Callorhinchidae. Bases 98 to 538 code for a protein of 146 amino acids.